AUGCAAUUGACAUCACUUUUAACCGCUGCGGGUCUGGCGGUGUCCGCGACCCACGCUUUCCUACUCCCAUUUCCUGAAUCGACCACCGAAAGCGACGUCGUCAACACCCUUCCCGUUCCCUUCAACACCGAUGUUGCACUUGCUAGCACUGUCGGUGCCCGAAGUCUCGAUUUGAACUGCCCCGGAUGCCCGGUGCAUGUCCACCACAAGGGCAAGGAUGGAAAGGCCAAGAUGAAGACGGACAUUCCGAGUCAUCUGCAGCUGGACUUCAAGAUUGACCACGCGUAUUCCGGCGAUCGUCUGAUGCUGAACGGCUUCGAGCUGUACCCUCAUGCAGAUCCCACGAGCAGUACCCUCGGCGCCAAGCUCCUCCCAGAUAUGCCGCACCGACAAUACGGAAAGCACCGACCGGGCCACAAGCAACACGAGGCCGAACCCGACUCCCUGGGAUUUGCGCUUCACGUGCAGCCUGUCGCUAAGAGCACGGAGAACCUGGAGCUGAUCCUGGUCAACCUUCAAAUCAUCGAAGUCGGCAACGUCUUUAUUGAUGGAAUCCCAAAUGUCGAGCUCAAGUUAAUCAAGUCACCCGAGGGCGGCCUGAUGAUUGGUGGUAUCCAAACUACGGCAUCCGAGACGACGCAAAAGACGCCCAUGGACAAACAGGAGGAAUGCACCACGCUUCUCUGCAAAUGGCGCGCAAUGUUCAUGCAGCAGAUUGCUCAUCUUCGCGCAAACAAGCACUGUGGUGGCCGUCCCGGUCAGCAGGUUGGUCACGUUGAGGGUCACAGACGUCCUGGUCACCACAACAUGCACCAGGGCCACCGAGCCAGCUGGGCCCAGCUCUUUAAGAACAUUGGUGCCCACAUUCUCCUCCCCAUCGCUGUUGGCAUUGUCGCUGGUGUCACCGCUAGCAUCCUCGGUAUGAUGGUUGGUACUGCCAUUAUCUUCCUGUGGCGCACCUUCGUCCGCCCUGCUGGACACCGCCGUCACCACAGACACGCGCACUCCAUUCACAAGGCUGCCAUCAAAGAAAAUGCCGCCGAUGAUGAGAAGUCUGGUUUGAUGGCCCACCAAGACGUUGAUGAUGUUGAGGCCCCUCCUGCCUAUGUAGAGGAGGGUCUCGUUGCGGACAAGAAGCCCGAGAACGAUGCCUAA
This is a messenger RNA of Pseudomassariella vexata, 1155 nucleotides long. RefSeq lists its product as uncharacterized. Lineage: Eukaryota; Fungi; Ascomycota; Sordariomycetes; Amphisphaeriales; Pseudomassariaceae. The transcript is spliced from 2 exons. The record is from RefSeq and is a predicted model, not a curated record. Bases 1 to 1155 code for a protein of 384 amino acids.